Messenger RNA from Colletotrichum godetiae, 1503 nucleotides. RefSeq names its product tat pathway signal sequence. The transcript is spliced from 3 exons. Bases 1 to 1503 code for a protein of 500 amino acids. Gene Ontology annotation, molecular function: oxidoreductase activity. The record is from RefSeq and is a predicted model, not a curated record. NCBI's taxonomy places the organism in Eukaryota, Fungi, Ascomycota, Sordariomycetes, Glomerellales, Glomerellaceae.
AUGGCAGGUCUCCUCUGGUACCGAGGUGAAGAGUGGCGAGAAGUCUGGGACUACUGGUUCAAGUGGACCGACGAACACCUCACAUCCGACGACCUUCGCCCGAUGAUAUAUACCUACGAUGAGCUCGGCGCCAAAGCACUGGACAGACUGGAUGAGAUAUCACCUCCGGUGAAACCUCCAACCACUCCCAGUGAGAAGGUUGACACUCCUCGGGACGCGAAACCACAUCGAGACUUGUAUGCUCUCUUGAGAGACAACGCAGACGCAGACGAGGUCUUGGGGAAGUUAUGGACUGAAAUCAAUACCGUUCCGCCAUGGGUCGACUGGGCCCAGAUCGAACGCGGACAGCAAGUCUUCCUUCGAUACGCCGGCCCAGCCAUAUUUGCUCUCACAUUCCAAUCCCUCGUAGGCGGAAUGGGCGGCCGCCGCGUUGUAGAAACCCUCUCCCGAACAGGCGGCUUCGGCGUCAACGUCACCCGCCGCCGCCUCCUCGAGACCUUCCAGCACAUCCUCCAAGUCACCCGCGACCUCCCCUCCAUCCAACCGGGAGGCGAAGGCCACGCUUCCUCCGUCAAAGUCCGCCUCCUCCACGCCGCCGUACGCCGCCGCAUCCUCCUCCUCGCAAGCCAGAAGCCCUCCUACUACGACGUAGCAGCAUACGGCGUCCCUGUAAACGACCUAGACUCCAUCGGCACAAUCUCAACCUUCUCCUCCACCCUCCUCUGGAUCGGCCUCCCGCGGCAAGGGAUCUAUCUCAAGGAUAGCGAAAAGAGGGAUUACCUCGCCUUAUGGCGCUACGUAGCCUACAUCAUGGGCACACCCAGCUCGUCCUUCUCCACCCUCACAAAGGCCAAGGCGACAAUGGAAUCCCUCCUCGCCUCCGAAAUACAGCCCUCCGAUACAUCGCGCGCCCUCGCCAACAACGUCCUCACAGGCCUCGCGGACCAGCCGCCCUCGCACGUGUCAAGGGAAUUCCUCGCCGCGGAGACGUACUGGCUCAACGGCGCCAAGCUCGCGCGCGCGUUGGCGGUCGAGAGGCCACCAUUUUAUUACUCGUUGCUUAUACUGGGACAGUGUCUCUUCUUCAUGUUUAUGUGUUAUUCUCGGCGUUUAUUUCCCGGCUGGGAAGAAUCUAGGAAUAAGAACCUCCAAAAAGCCCUCUUCAACCUGACGGUCCACAAACCCGAGCUCGGCGCCCUAGGCAAAGAAACAACCUUUGAAUUCAAGUACAUUCCAACCCUGGACGUCAUGUCCACCGAGGCAGUGGCCCGGACCCAGCAGCAACAACACCCGGGCUCACUGGCCCACGAACACGGCUCCACCCCCGCAGAUGCAAAGACGGGAGGCGCGGGGCCACGAGCACGAGCAGGAGCAAGCGCCCGCCGCGUGCGCAGCAACGAACGCCGGAGCCUCAUGACUCUAAGCGUGGCCGUCACCGUGGGCGGUCUGCUCGCCUGGCUUGGGAUACGCGGGGCGUCGGCGCUGGUUGGGAGGGUUCUUUGA